AUGGCGGUUGACCUGAUUCAAAUUGACAACUACGCCACCGGAACGUUAUUGGCCUCUCCUUCCUCGCCGAGCAAAACAGAUGAUGGAAGCUACGUCUACACACGAGGUUCCAUGCCAGAUGUGGCUCGUGACAUAAUUUCUAAGCGGCCAACAGAGCGCGACGCCUUCUUUAUUUGCGACCUGCGGGAAAUAGCCAGGAAGGUCGAACUCUGGAAGGAAUGCCUCCCAAGGGUCGUGCCUUUUUACGCUAUCAAAUCCUGUCGAGACCCCGUGGUGGCGAACGUCAUGAAUAACCUGGGCGUCUGCUUCGACUGCGCCAACGAGCCUGAAUUGAGAGCUGUCCUAAACAUGGGCGUUGCUGCAGAACGCAUAGUGCUUGCCAGCGCUGUCAAGUGCCCGUGGGACAUUGACUUCGCUCUCAAGCAUAACGUCGACAUCAUGACCUUUGAUUCAGUGGAAGAACUUUACAAGGUCAAGGACAAAAACGCGAGGUUGCUGCUGAGAAUCAAAUCUGACCAGACAGGAUCGUACCAUACGUUCAACAACAAGUUUGGUUGUUCAGUAUAUGAUGCCGAGAGAGUUCUUCAAGAAGCGCGGACGCUAGGAUGCAAUGUAGUCGGAAUGUCGUUUCACGUGGGCAGCGCCUACGAGGUCCCCGAGAUAUUUGCUCGCACAAUCGAAAGGGCGAAAGCUGUAUUCGAUUUGGCAGCAAGUAUGGGGAUUCACAUGACGGUACUUGACAUUGGCGGAGGUUUUCCCGGAGGUUUGAGAAAACGUGACAAGUUCUUCAAG
Rhipicephalus sanguineus (brown dog tick) is the source of this 792-nucleotide messenger RNA. RefSeq lists its product as uncharacterized. The record is from RefSeq and is a predicted model, not a curated record. The annotation marks the transcript as partial. The transcript is spliced from 7 exons. Gene Ontology annotation, molecular function: ornithine decarboxylase activity. Gene Ontology annotation, cellular component: cytoplasm. NCBI's taxonomy places the organism in Eukaryota, Metazoa, Arthropoda, Arachnida, Ixodida, Ixodidae.